Conger conger (European conger) is the source of this 5384-nucleotide messenger RNA. Its product is annotated as sal-like protein 1. The transcript has 3 exons. Gene Ontology annotation, molecular function: RNA polymerase II cis-regulatory region sequence-specific DNA binding; DNA-binding transcription factor activity, RNA polymerase II-specific. The record is from RefSeq and is a predicted model, not a curated record. Gene Ontology annotation, biological process: regulation of transcription by RNA polymerase II. Bases 742 to 4533 code for a protein of 1263 amino acids. Lineage: Eukaryota; Metazoa; Chordata; Actinopteri; Anguilliformes; Congridae. Gene Ontology annotation, cellular component: nucleus.
UGAAAACGUGUUCGCUGUUCUGAACUACGAUAGCGAAUAUGACUGGGAUAUUUAAACCAUUCCGUGGACUUUGAAGACUUUGGUAUCGCGAUUAAGCACGGAAUUUCGUGUGCUCAUUCGCCCUACAUUUUCCGCUGUAGCCUGGAGGAACGAUUGUGCAGCGACAUUACACAAGAUCCGAAUGACAACGAGCUUGAUGCAAAUCACGAGGAAUGAGAAAACUAGGCAACCUCGGUGUGGUUUCGAAAAGUAGUUCCUGUGGGUGAACGCACGGAUGUUUUAUUGUUGUCACCUGUUGUGCUUUCGUUUAAUGAAACUUAUGUGGGUUUGUUCUUCAUGAGAUGCAUUGGAGUGACACUUCGGAGCGCGUGGGCGCAGGACUUGUGCAUUCCAGUAGUAUCAAAGACAAGUUGGACGCAUCUCCCUGUUAGUUGUCAACAAGGGUUAAACUGUAGCCUAUCUACCCUGCUUUUCCUCCCUACCCAACUCAUUGGGUGGGACCUGAGAGAAAGACAAGACUCUCCAGCAAAUCAGGAGCUAAUUGAUUAAAGAAACUUCAUUUGAAUAGGAGGCUGGCGAGGUGCCAUAGAGUCCCUGUAUGAUUCAUCCAAAGCAUUAUUGAUAAUCAUAAUUAUAGCAGACCAAAUGCGUGGUGGAUGGCCUCUAUUUCCGUAAUUUUGAGAAGAUUUUUUUUUUUUUAUAGCAAUAUCUUAUUCUGCCGUGGCUGAUGUGUGAGCCAGCAUGUCACGGAGGAAACAAGCGAAGCCGCAGCAUUUUCAGUCGGACUCGCAUCUGGCCAUGUCCGAACACAAUGGGGUCCUGGAGCCCUGCUGGGAUAUGGCCACUAAAGACUCUAAUGCUCAUGUCUGUGGCAGAUGUUGCACAGAGUUCUUUGAACUGUCAGAUCUCGAACAACACCAGAAGAAUUGCACUAAGAAUCAAUUAAUCCUGACGGUUAAUGAAAAUCCAGCCUCCUAUUCCAAAACCUUCUCCCCUGGCUCCCCCUCUGAUAAUCCUGACGAGCAGAUGAAUAACACGGUUAAUAACACCAAUGAAGCGGAGCGCGUUGCCCUGUCUGAGCAGAGAGCACUUAAUGCCGAGCCAUCCAUGGAUGUGGAGCUUUCCGGAAAGCGCGGAGUCCACGGUGGCAGGAGUGACUGCACUAGAAGCAGCUCUGGUCCUGCGGUGGGAAUCUCAGCCAUUUCAACAUCUCUACCUCAGUUUGGUAACCUGACUGACCUGGGUGGCUUCUCAAUGAUCAACAGCAAUGUCAUCAUUGAAAAUUUAAGAAGCACCAAGGUGGCUGUGGCCCAGUUUUCCCAAGAGACUCGCACCACAGGGAACAGUAAAGUGGCAGUCCCUGCCCUCAUGGAGCAGCUCCUUGCCCUGCAGCAGCAGCAGAUCCACCAGCUUCAGCUCAUUGAACAGAUCCGUCACCAGAUCCUACUGCUGGCCUCUCAAAACCCUGAAGUGCCCGUGUCCCCCAGCUCCUCUGGCGCUGUGCCGGGGGCGGCUAGCCCGCUGACCACUCUCAGCUCCCAUCUCUCCCAGCAGCUCGCCGCUGCUGCGGGAUUGGCUCAGAGUCUCGCGAGUCAAUCCGCCAGCAUCAGCAGCCUGAGGCAGCUGACUGCAGCUGCCCGGCUACCUCUGAACCCCGGAGAUGGCAUCGUGCCGUCGGCCAGUGAAUCUCAGAGCAUCGACGGCCUGCCCGCUGAGAAGCGGCCCUCUCGGGUGGGUGGACUUCAACCCUCACUCAUGAAAAUCUCAGCACCAACUUUUGGAAUUGGUUUGCUGCACCCUGCAGCCAACUCACUCCUACCUCAACCCCCUGCAGGCAGCCCUGUGUUCUCCCACGCUCUGCCCGAUGUCGUCGCCACUGGGGAAGAUCUCACUUCCCUGGCUGCUCUGGCCCAGCAGAGGAACAAGCCAAACCACUUUGAACCCAAAAGCAGUUCGGAGGAUAUUUUCUUCAAACAUAAGUGCAGGUUUUGCGCCAAGGUGUUUGGUAGUGAUAGCGCCUUGCAGAUCCACCUGCGAUCGCACACUGGGGAGAGGCCAUACAAAUGCAACAUCUGUGGGAACCGUUUUUCCACUCGUGGGAAUCUGAAGGUCCAUUUCCAGCGACACAAAGAAAAAUAUCCCCAUGUCCACAUGAAUCCUUACCCUGUGCCAGAGCAUUUGGAUAAUAUACCAACCAGCACUGGCAUUCCAUACGGCAUGUCUAUGCCACCAGAAAAGCCAGUUACUAGUUGGCUGGAUAGCAAGCCAGUUCUUUCCACCUUGACCACUUCAGUGGGCAUGUUGCUGCCUCCAACAAUCCCCAGCCUGCCUCCUUUCAUUAAACAAGAGGAGAAUCAGUCAAUUGCGAUAACCGGCCCUUCUGGCUCUAUUAAAAUUGACUUGGGUGCAGUGGACUCAUCUUUAAAAUGUAAUGAUACUGUAUCGGAGGAGGGUAAAGGCAGCAUACUGCCUAUCUCAAAUGGCAAAACCAAGGAGACCAACCAACCUUUGGACAACUUUGUAAGUUGUAGCUCUGCCAGGGAGAGCGCUGCUGACUGUGCCUCAAGCAGCAGCCCCACAAUGAGCACCAGUCCCCUGCUGCCCCUCGUGUCUGAGGCCAGGUUUCCCUUUCUAGGGCUCAUUGAUCCGCUGCAGGUGUCGGAGACCUCCAAGCUACAGCAGCUGGUAGAAAACAUUGACAGGAAUGUGACCGAUUCAAACAAAUGUGUCAUCUGCCACCGGGUGCUGAGCUGCCCCAGCGCCCUGAAAAUGCACUACCGCAUGCACAUGGGGGAGCGGCCCUUCCAGUGCAGAGUGUGCGACCGAGCGUUCACCACCAAGGGGAACCUCAAAACGCACUACAGUGUCCACCGGGCCAUGCCUCCACUCAGAGUGCAGCACUCCUGUCCCAUCUGCCAGAAGAAGUUCACCAACGCUGUCGUUCUCCAGCAGCACAUCCGGAUGCACAUGGGUGGACAGAUCCCAAACACUCCCCUCCCAGACAGUUACUCAGAGUCCAUGGGGUCUGACGCUGGCUCGUUUGAUGAAAGGAACUUUGAUGACUUGGAGAACUUUUCUGAUGAGAACAUGGAGGGUAUGGAGGACUUCCCAGACAGCAGCAUCCCAGAUAUGCCAAGGUCUGCCGACGCUUCCCAGGACAGCGUGAGCUCCUCCCCUAUGCCUGCCGCGAUGAUGGAGAUGCCCAGUUCAGACAAACUGGGCAAGAUGUCUAACCCGGGGCUAGCAGAGGACCUGCAGGCGAGCAGGCUGAAGAAUGGGUCCAUGGAGGGAGAUGACCUCACUAAUGACUCCUCCUCCUUUGGAGGGGACAUUGAGAGCCGAAGUACUGGAAGUCCACCUAUGUCUGAAUCUACCUCUUCUGUGCUGGCCCCCUCCCCCUCCUGGAGUGUGCCAAUGCCCCACAAGUCCCCUAACUUUGACAGGCAGCAUAAGGCUUUCUCCCUGGACCACUGCCGUGACAGUCUCAUGCAGCCAUCUUCUGCCGCCCCCGGAGCCGUCGAGCUGCCAGACCCUCUGGGCGUGCUGUUCCUCCUCCGGGAUCGAGGCGCUGUCAAGAACACGGCCUGCGAUAUCUGCGGCAAAACGUUUGCCUGUCAGAGUGCCUUGGACAUUCAUUACCGAAGCCAUACCAAAGAGAGACCGUUUAUUUGCACUGCUUGUAACCGGGGCUUUUCGACUAAGGGCAACCUUAAGCAGCACGUGCUCACCCACCAGAUGCGAGACCUGCCGUCCCAACUCUUCGAGCCAUCCAGCCUGGCAUCUAGCCCCAGCCCCUCUCUCUUAUCAGUGAGCUCCAUGUCCUCUGUAGUAAAGACUGAAUCCAAAUGUUUCCUGCCUGGCUCCUACCAGGACUACAAGGACCCCAGCCUGGCCACCUCUACAGCUGCUGCUUCAUGCCUAGCCUCUGCCGCCAUGCCUCGUCGGACGCACAAACAGCACUUCUGCAGCACGUGCGGGAAGACCUUCUCAUCCUCCAGUGCCCUGCAGAUCCAUGAGAGGACCCACACAGGAGAGAAGCCCUUCUCCUGUAGCAUCUGCGGCCGGGCAUUCACCACCAAAGGCAAUCUUAAGGUCCACAUGGGAACACACAUGUGGACCAGUGUUCCAGCCAGGCGGGGCCGCAGACUGUGUGUGGAUGGCCCUGUGGCUUUCCUGGGCACCAACACCGUCAAAUUCCCCGAGAUCUUCCAGAAGGACUUGGCAGCCCGAGUGGGCAACGUGGACCCGACCAGCUUGUGGAACCAGUACGCGGCCGCCUUCUCCAACGGCCAGGCCAUGAAGACCAAUGAGAUCUCGGUCAUCCAGAACGGGGGACUUCCCCCGCUCUCAGGAAGCGGGGGAAGCGGGGGCAGCUCGCCCAUCACUGGCCUGACCGGCAGCCUGGAGAAGCUGCACAGCACAGAGCCUAACGCCUCCCUCGCCGGACUGGACAACCGGGCUGACGUCGAGAAAGACACUCGCUUCCACUUCACACGAUUCAUUGAGGACAACAAGGAAAUUGUUACCAACUAGUGUAGCUAAAAUUUCCCUCGGGAUGAAUAAAGUAUCUAUCUAUCUAUCUAUCUAGCCUCCCAAACCACUCAACCAUGAAGGAAUGGGAAAGGAGCAGAAGAUCUGGCUCACUUUUUAAACUUUAAAAAUUAAAGUGUUGUUUUUUUUCUUCCUUUUUUGUACAAUGUACAACCUGUGAUAGUUUUAUGGAGUUUAUUUAUUAGUGAUGAUGUCCUUGCUUGAAAUCAAGUGGAAGCAUUAACACUUUGUCUAGUUUUCUGAUUUGGCCAGAAUGGAUUUGGAUGCUUGAGUAUGUGCUCCUGGGACUUAAUGUCAAGAAAGUAAAUUAUUUUAUAUUAGUAGGACGCAUAACCUAGCCAUUGGCACCCAUGUAAUGCGUUAGGUCUGAAUAAAUCCAAGAAAAGGCUGUAAAAUGCACACAGUUAUGCUCUAGACACCCACCACCUGUAUGUAAUUUCUAAACAAUGGUAAAAUAUUGACACAGAAGAUACCUUGAUACAGAAGAUGCCUUUUGUGCUUGAAGUCUUUCUUGUUUCGUUUUUUCUUGUUAAUGGCUAUUUUACUCCUUUUGUAUAAUUAACCCAUUCUGCUCUGAAAUUGGUUUUAUACUGCUGCACUUAUGUUCUUUUGUGUUUUGUCAUUUGUUUUUGGAGGUCAAAGCAACAGUUUGAAGUUAAUGUGCUGGAUUUCCCCAUUGCUGCUAUGUCUGGCAUCUUUGUUGACAUCAUAUGCAAAAAAUGUUUCGAUGCUUGUGUAAAUAAUGUCAGGUGUGGUAUAAUUAAAUUGCAUUUCAACAAAUGCAUAUAUAUCCUUCACUCGACAAGAGCUCAUCCUGUCCAGGGGAAAAUGAA